This is a messenger RNA of Trypanosoma grayi, 1320 nucleotides long. RefSeq lists its product as hypothetical. Bases 1 to 1320 code for a protein of 439 amino acids. The record is from RefSeq and is a predicted model, not a curated record. Lineage: Eukaryota; Euglenozoa; Kinetoplastea; Trypanosomatida; Trypanosomatidae. The transcript has a single exon.
AUGUGGCACAAGAGAGGUGCCACAUGCGGUCUUUGCCGCCUGUUCCAGACACAAUGCAUUCCAUUGGUGUCACCGCUGCAGUCCUCCUCCCGUGUGUUUCUUCAUCAUCAGCAGCGAUACCGACUCACACCUGCCGCUUGUAAUGCCACGCCGGCGGGUUUAAGCAGCACCGGUGCGGCCUACACGUGGGUUUGGAAUGAGACAGAGAACUGGUGCAGUCUUUGCCGAGAGCCUCUCAACAGCUGGAACGAGCACCGUGGAAAGCGUGAUCACAUUUGUCUCGAGAUGUUCUACAACGCGCUUGUGCAGUAUGGCCGGCGCUGGACACCGGCUACGCUGUGGUGGGAAGUGGAGGAGUGCACACUGCUACGGCGUACCUCUCCACCCUUGAAGCCUACAAGCCUGAGUUUUGGCGAAGGAUUUGAGGGUGAGACCUACCUAGACUAUGUGGAUGCCCCAACUGCAAGUAAGGGCGGACUCAGCAGCUUGAUGAACUACUACGAUCGCGCGGAGCACUACACGCGGCGGUUGGAACUCUACGCGUGCAUCCGUCACCUUGCGGAUAAUGGCAUCUUGCGCACCGAUCGGGCGGCACUCACGGGGGGGGCGUCAUUUCACGGAUCACUUGUAACGUUUAAGGAAUUAUUUCCAAACCUCGUCAACAUGUUUCCGUAUGCAGACGCCAAGGAGAUCUCUGCGUUGACGCAGAUGAUCGCAUCUACGUAUAACAGUGAAACAGUAUUUGACCUGUGCAACUUCCAGGCGCUUCUUAUAGGUGGAGAGCAGCACCAGCAGCAGCGACAGAAGGACGAGGGAGCGGAGGCAGCUAUUUUGAGGAACAGCAAGGAGCAGCAGCGAGGCAAUGUAGUCGCUGACAGUGCUGCAGGCGAGCACUCGUACUACUGGAAGGGCGUGUUCUGUCGCGGUGUGAUGGGACAGUUGCGGUGGGCAUUGGAGCCCGAUAGCGUCGCAUGCCCGUUGCAAACAUCUGGAGAAGGCGGAUCAGGGGCAGAAAGAUUCAGUGGUCACUACUGGCAGGUUCUUGCAGAGCACACCUGCCGCGCACUCCUCGCAGAAAUGGUGUUCUGCCGCGUUUCUGAGUAUGUGGUGCGGGUGGAGGGAGUCUGGCGGCAGCGUGGGCAGGAAGUGGCACGGAGCCCCGCUGCCGUGUGCAACCGUGGCGAAGAAGACGCGCUGUUGCGUCUUGCAUCAAACUGGGGAAUGGUGAAGUACAUGGACGACCGCUUUUACGACGCAUCGUUUGGAAGGUGUCUGCCGAAUGAUGGGUUGCCGAAGAGACGGCAUGCGCAAGCUAAGUGA